Messenger RNA from Varroa destructor (honeybee mite), 1135 nucleotides. RefSeq names its product ribosomal RNA small subunit methyltransferase NEP1. Gene Ontology annotation, cellular component: nucleus; small-subunit processome. Gene Ontology annotation, biological process: rRNA base methylation. NCBI's taxonomy places the organism in Eukaryota, Metazoa, Arthropoda, Arachnida, Mesostigmata, Varroidae. The record is from RefSeq and is a predicted model, not a curated record. Gene Ontology annotation, molecular function: rRNA (pseudouridine) methyltransferase activity; rRNA binding.
AUGUAAACAACGCAAGUAUUUUCAUUGAAAAGAAUAACACGUGUUCGAAUUCUGCGUGAGAGCCGGACUACAUAGCUUCAUUAGAGCGAAACUUCACGAGCUCAAAUCCGUCCAUGACUGAAUUUGAUAUUCGUGUACAGAAAGUUUUUACAACGAAUUCCAAGAAACAGAAGUGCCAAUUUUUUAUUGUAUAGCAGUACCAAAGGGUCGGCCCAACGUACAUCUUAAAAGUCCAGUAUGAUGCCAGAGAAGAAACGCAAAGUCGAAAAAUACGAACAGGCUGAGGACAAUGAAGAGGCCAGAAAACAGCCCAAAGUAAUCCCACAUUUGAAAAAUCAGGAGCAACGACUCAUCGUUGUUUUAGAGGGCGCAAAUCUUGAGGUGAUUAAAGUUGGUGAGCGUUUCGAGCUACUAAAUUGUGAUGACCACCUGAAGCAGAUGAAAAAACAUGGAAAGGAUCCGGCACAUGCGCGUCCGGAUAUUACACAUCAGUGCUUACUAAUGCUUUUUGACUCCCCUCUCAAUCGGGCCGGAUUACUGCAGGUAUAUGUACAUUCAUCGAAAAACGCCCUCAUAGAAAUAAACCCUCAAACUCGAAUUCCACGAACAUUUAAGCGUUUCGCUGGACUCGUAGUUCAAUUAUUAAAUAAGAUGAGCGUUCGGGCGGCGGACUCUUCAGUAAAGCUGAUGAAGAUCAUUAAGAAUCCAGUUUCUGACCAUCUGCCAAUUGGGUGUAAAAAGCUCACGAUGUCAUUUCAUGCUGAAAAGACUGUACAUCCAAGAGAAUUGGUACCCGCGAGCGGCGAACCCGUCGUGCUGGUGAUCGGCGCGAUGGCCCAUGGAUCAGUGGAUGUUGACUAUACAGAAGACACAUUUUCUAUAUCUGACUAUCCGCUAUCAGGAGCAUUGGCCUGCUCUAAGAUUUGUACAGCUUUCGAAGAAAAAUGGGGCAUCCUUUAGUCAGGCAUAUUCAGACAUCAGCUCGUAAACAGUGGUUAUAAUUACUUUUGCUAUCUAGGCGAUGCGCAAUAUUAUUUUAAGAAAACACGCAACGUCAUCUUGAAUCAGCUUCUAGGGUUUUUUUUUCUGUUAGCCUGAUACGUUUGUGUUACCAUAACGACGAAAGUGACGAAAG